This is a messenger RNA of Magallana angulata, 2878 nucleotides long. Its product is annotated as prion-like-(Q/N-rich) domain-bearing protein 25. The coding region runs from base 30 to 1820 and encodes 596 amino acids. Lineage: Eukaryota; Metazoa; Mollusca; Bivalvia; Ostreida; Ostreidae. The record is from RefSeq and is a predicted model, not a curated record. The transcript is spliced from 13 exons.
AUAUAGUAGAUACAGGUGAAGAAACUCGAAUGCUAACUUUUCAUUUCAUACAAGUUUUAAACGGAACAAUAUGUCAAAAAAAUGAAGAUUGUGACAGAGGAAAAAUGGAAGAGUGUCAAAAACACAAGGAUAUUAAUCUCAAAAUCUGUAUUCCAAAACGCCAUGUCUAUGAAUCCUGUAAUGAUUAUGCACAGUGUGAGAAAAACAGCAAAUGUAUGUCUUCUGGCUAUGUAAGAACGUGUCAGUGUUUUUCUGGUUACGAAGAAAUUGACGGACAAUGUGUUAAAAUGAAUCUUCGUCUUUUUGAGUCCUGCAGUCACUCUGAACAGUGUACAGGGUCUAGUGGAGCAACUAAAUGUAAAGUAGUCGGGGGACAAAAAAUUUGCUACUGCCCAGAGGGUAAAGAGAUCAUUAAAGGGGCAUGUCUUAAAGCUGGAUUAGUUCUUGGAGAUAACUGCUACAUAAAUACACAGUGUACUGGCACACCAAACUCUGGUGUAUGUAUGAUUGACCAUCAGGACAAUGUAACGCCGGUCUGUCAAUGUACUUCUGGAUUUAUAAGAUAUGGAGACAGGUGUUUGCAAUUCAAUAAAAAGCUUUACGAGGAUUGUGAGAAAGAUGAUCAGUGUAACGGGACAUCAAAAGAGAAAGUGCUUGUCUGCAAAAACAUACGCCACAGAAAACUAUGUAUGUGUAAUUCAGAUUUUGUAGAGGACAACGAAUACCUGAAAUGUCGCAAAGCUGGAAAAGAAAUACAUACAAAGUGUAAAAUAAAUGAGCAAUGCACUGGCACGGAAAAUGUAAACAUAUGUGUUACGAAUGGAAAAGAAGAAAAUGAGGAAGGUGUAUGUAGAUGUAAUGACCAGUUUGGUUGGAUUGAUGGAAAAUGCCUAAAAAUUGGAAUGAAAUUAUUUGAACCCUGCGUUAACAACAAUCAAUGCAAUGGGACAAACAAUGCAGGAAAUUGUACAGAAAUUGGAAACAACACAUUAUGUUACUGUCAAGAUGAAUAUUUGGAUUUCAAGGGGAGAUGUAUCAAGGGUAAUAAAGACAUUAAUGAGGAGUGCGAAGCAAACAUUCAGUGCACAGGAACGGAACACGCCAGUGUAUGUGGGGAAAACCAGACUUGUACUUGUGACAAGGGGUUUAUCAGACUAAGAGAAGAGUGUGUGUCAGGUAAUCUAACACUAGGACAAUCUUGUGUUCAUGACACCCAGUGUACUGGUACAGAAUACGUUGGAACAUGUAUAAAAGGAGUGUGUUUCUGUAAUGAAGGAUAUGAUCUUUAUCAGCUGCAAUGUUUGCCAGCUAAAGAAAAGUUAACUUGGUUUAGUGAAUAUGAAAAUCAACUAAUUUUGAUAGCUGUCGGGGGAUGGUUUGGUAUGGUAGCGUGUUCAGUCACUACACUAUUUUGUGCACUGAAAAGAAGAAAAUCAAAACCUACAAGGAUAAAAUGUCGCAAUUCUUCACACUUACCAAUAAGUACUAUUAACUACUCCGUCGCAGAUAAUACCGUAUUUGGAAUCACGGAUCAUGUUGAAGGAGUAAAUCAAGAAAGUUACAUCUAUGAUCAAGCCAAAAACAUCUACGAAAAAGCACAUCAAAUGGACCAGCAACAGGAGACUGAAAACGUCUACAACGAUGCUUAUGAAAGGGACCAAGACGAUGAAACUGUAAACGUCUACAGUGUUUCAGAACCCCAAUGUUACCACAGAGGGGAGGAGGAUUCUGACGAUACAUACAAUCACCUUCACCAGAAACCUCUACAGAUGUCUGAUGACACGUAUGGUGUGCCGAAGUCCAUCUCGAUUCCGUUGUAACGAACAUUACAACAGAAUACAUUUUUGAUAUAAUGCGCAUUUUAUGAUAAUAUUAUUCUUUUUUAAUUCUAAUCAAGAAAAUAACCAAAACAUAGUCUUGUCUUUUAUCUGUGAUAACUUCUAAGACAGAAUUUUUACUACAAGUGUGUUAACUUUUCAAGCUAAUUACCCGAUCAUUUUCAAUUUUCGAUUAGAUGCUAUAGCUAAAUCAAAUUAUAUAGGGAAAAGCAAAUAAUGAAACAUAGUAAUGUGCAAAACGAAUGUUCUUAAAAGUAAAGCUAUAAUUAGAAUAGUUUUUUUUUUGGGGGGGGGGGGCUGUAAUUUUUGUUUCUUUUAGACAUGAAUUUCUCCCAAAAAAAUCAAAUUUCAAAUUAAUUAAAUAUUUGAAUAUUUACAGCAUAGAAGCUUAUUAUCAACUCGAUGGUUUUUUGUUUCUUAGGAUUUAUAUAGUUUUUAACCAUUUAUAGUUUAAUUUAUCACCAUGCACAAUAGCUCAUACAUACAGUGGUGGGUUGUUUGAGGAUCUCGAUGUAUAAAUACACUCAUGUUUUUAUUUACUAGUAUAUAUUAUUUAAAAGAAAAAGAAUUGUUUGACCUUUAUGGUAUGGUCUUAAUUUCUGAAUAUAACAUGUAAGUUAUAAUGAAAAAAAACAUUUCACACUGUUUGAUCAUCUUUAUUUGUUUUAAAUAACUUUCCUGAAAAGGUUAUUUUUUUAAUUGAGUCUAUAUAAUGAUGAUACAUGUCUUGAAAAAUUGAACCACUAUGUGUAAGAGUACAUAAUGAUCAAAACAUGUUCGAAGAAAAUUUGAGACUUUGACGGUCAGGAAAGGUAUUUGAUAAAUGUAAGAUACAAAUUCACUGUAUUUACUGUAAAUUAUCAUCUUCGAUAAAAAGUUGAUGCAAUAUUAAAUUUCAGAACCGGAUAAAGAGAAGGAAAUUUGCCUGCGCUUAGAAAUACCACUAACAUAUUAUCAACAACUAUUUGUAAGCAAAGAAGUCAGUUAUACCCUUGAAUGUUCUCUUUAGUAAUUUCUUAAGAUUUUCAUGAUGAAGAACA